Molecule: messenger RNA, 2898 nt
Organism: Lactuca saligna
Lineage: Eukaryota; Viridiplantae; Streptophyta; Magnoliopsida; Asterales; Asteraceae
Source: the annotation of a GenBank genome assembly
GCCUUUUCCCAAUUCUUUUACCACUCCCGCUUCUCUCUCUUCUGAAAACACCGAAAUUCCCUCUCGUCUAACAAACCCUAAAUUCAGACAACAGAGAGACGUGUGAGGUUUCAGUUAGCGUCUCAGAUAGCUCAAACCUAAAUUUCCCAAUAACUUCAGCUCUGCUGGCGAUUAAUUAUCAGCUUCACACUGUAUAAUCUAUUUAAAUGGAGAGUCAAGAGAUGGCUUUUCAUAGUACUGAUGGAGUUAAUGAUAUAAAUGGGCAUACUUCAUUUGCUAAUGGAUUCGAACCCAAACAAGCUAGCAUUGGUGUUGAACACAGUGACAGUUUCAAUGUUGAGUUUUUAGAAGAUCUGGAUUCAAUGAUGGAAGACAUUGAUAAUCGUCUAAGAGUUGCACGAGUGGUGAGUGAUUCUGUGAUAAAGGGAAUGGUUAGUGCUGUUGAACAAGAGGCAGAAGAAAAGAUAAAGGCAAAAGACUUAGAGCUUGCAAUCUUAAAGAGGUCUCUGCAAUUUCAUAAUUCGAAUGGAGAAGAAGAUCAAAACGAGUCUUGGUUGUUACAAGGAACCAAUGAACAAGAAACUAGUCAGGUUAGUUCUGAAGAUGCUUUUGUGAAGGAUGAUGAAUUAAAAGAAUCAUUGGUUUUCUUAAGAAAUUCUGCUACAGAUGAGUUUAAGAAGCUUAGGAAGCAGAUUGAGGGUGUGAAGGGUUGUAAACUUAAGAGAAAUGGAUCUUGUCAUGAAAUAGUAGGGUUGGGUGGGAUUUUGAAAGAGGAGAAGUAUGAAAAUGGUGUGGGUUUGGAAAAAACAGUGGAUAAUCUUGAAAUGGUGAUGAACAAUGCAUGCGGAUUGGUGGAUAAAUUUUCUAAAACUUUACUUAGUAAAUGUCAACAAGAGCAUGAAUUGAAAAGAAAACUUGAAGAUAUGGUAAUGCAGACUUCUAUAAGAUCAAUUUGGGAUCAAAAUAUGGAUUUGGCUGAGAAAUUUAGUAACAUUUCACUUUUAAGAAAUGAGUUAGAUGCAUUGACAAAGUUGCUCCCACAUCAUGAAUCAGGGAAUCUGCUCUCUCAUGGUUCUUUUGAUUUUGAUAAUACUCAUGGAAACUCUUUAAGGAGUCAACUUUCUUCAAGAUGGGAGGAAAGUGGAAAGUCAACUGAAGGUUUAGAUGUUCCUGAUAGUUUUGAUGCAGCUCAAUUAAGCCACAUGAACAAGGAGCAAUUAGUGAAGUUUUUCAACAACACAAUUUCAAAGAUGAAAAGGGAACAUGAAUCCGAAAUUCAGAAGAAGACUGAAGCGUAUAUCAGUUUAAAGGGGAAAUACCUGAGUGAAAGGCGCUCUUUUGUCCUCCCUAAAGAGUUUGAAACAUUAAAAAGGAAGAUUCCGGAAGUUGUUUCCAAAUUGGAUGGAAUUCUUUCUGAAAGUGAUGAGUUUCCUGGAAAGGGUGAUAGUGUUGUUAGUAUUGACAUUCUAAAUAAAACACUCAACACCCUUUUAGGAGAAAACAAUCAUCUUAAAGAUGCACUUAUUGUUAAAAAUGAUGAAGUAAAGCAUCUUGAAUCCCAACUUUCUUCAUCUGAUACACAUUUCCAAAAAAUGGUGAAGACCCAUGAAUCUUUAAUAACAGAUGCAUGUAUAGAAGCUUCCAUUGUUGAAGAUGUCUACAAAUGUGUUGUUGGAGGGCUAAAUUGUCAAUUCCAAGACAUGAAAGAAGAAUCAGAGGUGGAAAUUAUCGCAAUGCAUGAUAUAUAUGAGGCUCUAUUAGGAUCUGGUGCUGAAGAUUCUAGUGUUUCUGCAGUUGAAGACACAUUUAUGGAAUAUUUAUUUAUGGAAGAACUAUUGCAGACUGUAUUCAAAGAAUCUUUAACUGAUGCUGAGAAAAAGAUUGAGACUUUACAUGAAGAAUAUAUAAGCAUCAACAAAAAGAAGGCAAAGGAAAGGGAGGUUGAAAUGAUAUUGGAAGGUGAAGAGAGAGCAAAAUUAGUGGAAGAAAAGGGAAGGGUAGAAAGGGAAUUGACAAAAGCAAAAGAGCAAUUUGAACUAGCUUUAAACGAGUGUAAUAAUUUAAGAAAACAAGCAAAUUUGCAUGAAACAUUGAUGUUGAAGAAAAACAAAGAGGUCGAUGAAAUCAAUGACAAGUUUUCAAAAGCACAAGAGAAAAUUUUAUCUCAGAGAAUGGAAAUAAACUCCCUUAAAGAAAAAGUUGAUUUAUCAAUGAAAGAGAUAAAAGCAUUGAAUGAUUACAAAAUCAUGGUUCUUGAUGUUUCUAAUGAGAAACAGAGUUUAAUGUCAUUGAUUGAAAUGAAAGAGAAAGAACAUAGGAAGCAAAUGGAAGCCAUAGUUGUUCUUGUUGAUGAAUUAUCAUCAAAGAUUGGUGAUUUUGAAAGAAGGGUAACAUGGGAUAUUUCAGAUAAUAAUAAAAGGUUGGAAAAAUCAAGAUCUGAAUUGAGUUCUUUCAUCAAGGAAGUUAGUGUACUUAAAAAAACGGGGAUUUUAUACAAACAGAAGUUUGAAACAAAAUGUAAUGAUCUUCAAAUGGCUGAAGAUGAGGUUGAUCUUUUGGGAGAUGAAGUUGAAACACUUUUAGGGCUUCUUGAGAAGAUAUAUAUAGCUCUUGAUCAUUACUCUCCAGUCUUGCAACAUUACUCAGGGGUUAUUGAAAUCUUGGAGCUGGUUAGAAGAGAAUUAAGUGGAGAAUCUUUGAAAGCGCAUUGAGUAAGGUGCACUUGUUGGGAUCAUCAGUUUUGAAAAGGACACAUGGUCUAUUACUAUUAGUACUGUGAAAAGUAGUUAAAAGUAUGUGAAUUUACCUUUUUGCCCAUGUUUUUCGUGUCUACAUAUACAAACACACACGAAUACAACACAAACAAACCACCUUUCCGUUUGGGUUUCUUUUUUGGCC